AUGUUCGUCUAUCUGCUGCUGGCCGUUAUCACGGUCUCGGUGUGGUACGUGCGCCGGAAGUAUUCGUUCUGGUCCGAGCGGGGUGUCCCGUUCGUGCGGCCACGGUUCCCCUUCGGCAACAUACAGGCCAUCGGAAGGCGAAUGCACUCAUCGCAGCUGAUGACCAAGUUCUACACGGAGCUAAAACCGUCCGGUCGGCCGUUCGCUGGGAUCUUCUUUUUCACCAACCCGGUGGCUCUGGCGCUCGAUCUGGAUUUUGUGAAGAGUGUGCUGGUGCGGGACUUUACGCACUUUCACGAUCGGGGCAUGUACUACAACGAAAAGGAUGAUCCGAUAUCGGGCCACCUGUUCAACAUCGAGGGCACGAAGUGGACCAAUCUGCGCAAGAAGCUGGUGCCCACGUUCUCAUCCGGCAAGAUAAAGCUAAUGUGCCCGACGAUUGUGUCCGUGGGUGAGCGCUUCCGGGAAUGCCUGGAGCGGUGCAUCGAUGGCCCCGGGGAUGAUGGUGACGGCGUGGUGGAGAUGAAGGAACUGCUCGCCCGGUUUACGACGGACGUGAUCGGAACGUGCGCGUUCGGGAUCGACUGCAACAGUUUGAACGAUCCGAAGGCCGAGUUUCUGCGCAUGGGUCGCAAGGUGUUCGAGGUGCCCCGUGGUCGCAUACUGAAGUUUUUCUUCAUGGCCUCGUUCAAGGACUUUUCUCGCCGGAUCCACAUCAAGGGCACGAGUGAGGAUGUUUCUGAGUUCUUUUUCAAGGUCGUUCGCGAGACGAUCGAGUACCGGGAGAAGAACAACGUUCAGCGCAAUGACUUCAUGAACCUGCUGAUGCAGCUGAAGAACAGUGGGCAACUGGACGAUUCCGGCGAGGAGGUCGGUAAGCUGAGCCUGAACGAAGUGGUGGCGCAAGCGUUCGUGUUCUUCCUCGGUGGAUUUGAAACGUCCUCGACCACGAUGUCGUACUGCCUGUACGAGUUAUCACUGAACCAGGAAGUGCAGCAACGGGCCCGAGAGUCCGUGCUCGAGGCGGUCCAAAAGCAUGGGGGGCUUACGUACGAAGCGCUGCUGGAUAUGCCCUACAUCGAUCAGUGUAUCAACGAAUCGCUUCGAAAGUAUCCACCGGGAGCGAACCUCAUCCGGCAGGUUAGUCGCGAGUAUCGUGUGCCGGGAACCGAUGUCACCUUCCCGAAAGGGAUGAACGUAAUGAUCCCGGUUUACGCCAUCCAUCACGAUCCGGAAUACUAUCCAGACCCGGAACGCUACGAUCCGGAGCGGUUUGCACCGGACCGUAGCGAGAGUCGCACUCCGUUCACGUUCCUACCGUUCGGCGAGGGGCCACGGAUUUGCAUUGCGCAGCGAUUCGGCAUGCUGGAGGCUCGCAUCGGGUUGUCGGUAUUGCUGAUGAAUUUUAACUUCUCUCGCUGCUCGAAGACCAAUGUCCCGUUGAUUAUUUCAUCGCGACACGCAAUCCUUACACCGGAAGGUGGGCUGUGGUUGAAGGUGGAAAAGCUGAAGCCUUGAAACGGUUUUUGUUGAUGGUG
Messenger RNA from Anopheles cruzii, 1538 nucleotides. Its product is annotated as cytochrome P450 6A1-like. NCBI's taxonomy places the organism in Eukaryota, Metazoa, Arthropoda, Insecta, Diptera, Culicidae. The coding region runs from base 1 to 1518 and encodes 505 amino acids. Gene Ontology annotation, molecular function: monooxygenase activity; iron ion binding; oxidoreductase activity, acting on paired donors, with incorporation or reduction of molecular oxygen. The transcript has 2 exons. The record is from RefSeq and is a predicted model, not a curated record.